This is a messenger RNA of Annulohypoxylon truncatum, 404 nucleotides long. RefSeq lists its product as uncharacterized. Lineage: Eukaryota; Fungi; Ascomycota; Sordariomycetes; Xylariales; Hypoxylaceae. Bases 72 to 404 code for a protein of 110 amino acids. The record is from RefSeq and is a predicted model, not a curated record. The transcript has 2 exons.
AAUACCUCCUGUCGUCGUAACCAUUUCCUAUGUCUCCUAUCCUAUAAGCUCUCAGAGCCCGUUACAGUCCGAUGUCAGCUACGUCGGCGAAGGCGUCGGCCGUCGGCAGCAAAGUCGAAGGUCAUUCCAAACAGAUCUUGGAUAACCACACUUGGACUUCUAUCAAGAAAAUAAAUAAUGAAUACUGGAAGACUGUCCUGAUCCUCUCGAUAUUGACGCUAGUGCUUGUUGCUAUAGUAGCAGGCGUCCUUGCGACCCAGCUUUCAAAGUCGGGCAAAGAUUCUUCGUCUGCCCCGGAGCAGCUAUCAGAGCCAGAAAUCACGAUCAUCUUUUUCUCCAUCAAUUGUAUCGCCGACGUCACCGUCAUCGAAAUUAUUGUCAUCGCUGCCAUUGUCGCUAUCUAG